AUGGACUCACAGGAUACCCAUGGGUACAUCCCCGGCUUCGACGCUUUCUCUCUGGAUGAUAAGUUGGCCAAAAUUGUCACGAAGUAUUUGACCAAGGCUCUAACCAAGCUCACGGCCCCAAUUUCUCAAGAAGCAACGUUUGCGAUGCGGGCAGUGUUGACAGACUCCCCUGAAUGGCACGUUAUGAGCCCCAAGGAAGAACUUGUUCGUGUUGUGUCCCAGAUGUCUACGAGGAUCUUCAUGGGCGAGGAGCUCUGUAGAAACGAGGAAUGGACAAAAGCAUCCGGUGACUACACCAUCACUGCCUUCAAAGCUACCGAUGAAGUCAGAGCUUGGCCCCGACUCCUCAGGCCCAUCGUUCACUGGGCCAUGCCUGUUUGCCAGGAUCUUCGGCAGCAGCUAGACAAGGCCAAUAAUGCCCUCGAGCCCCAUAUCAAGAAGCGAAACGCCAUCAAAGCUGCUGCUCUGGCCAAAGGACAGCCGAGCCCAUUCGAUGAUCUGGUCGAGUGGUGGGAAACAGAGUACGGUCCAUCCAAUGAGCAUGCUAGGCACCAGCUCACACUAACCGUUGUUGCAAUCCACACGACCUCUGAUCUUCUUCAACAAACGAUGAUUGAUAUUGCCAUGAAUCCCGAAAUAUUGGCCCCCCUCCGAGAAGAGGUCAUCACUGUCUUGGGAUCUCAAGGAUUGAAGAAGACGGCGUUGUACAACCUGAAGUUGAUGGACAGUGUCAUCAAGGAGUCUCAACGUAUGAAGCCGGCGCUACUGGGACUGUGGAGUCGACAAGCACUUGCUGAUGUCGAGCUUUCGGACGGCUUCGUGAUCAAGAAGGGCCAGAGGGUCCUUGGAGAAGGGACUCACAUGUGGAAUUCCGAGUAUUGGAAGGAUGCCGACAAGUUCGAUGGCUAUCGGUUCUUGAGGCUGCGAGAGGCGGCGGAGGGUGAAAGGGACGAAGACAGCAAGACGGCGCAUCUCGUGAGCACAAGUUCAAGACAUCUUGGAUUCGGGCAUGGAAUUCACGCCUGUCCUGGUCGCUUCUUUGCCGCCAACGAGAUCAAGAUCGCCUUGUGCCACAUCCUGCUCAAGUACGACUGGAAGCUUCCCGACGGCUUCCAGCCAAAGGCCACUACCUUCGGCAUGUCAAUCAUUCCCGAUCCAGCCACCAAGUUUCUCAUCAGGCGACGGAAGGAGGAACUCGAUCUGGACUCGCUUGAGUGUUAG
Colletotrichum chrysophilum is the source of this 1221-nucleotide messenger RNA. RefSeq lists its product as uncharacterized. Bases 1 to 1221 code for a protein of 406 amino acids. Gene Ontology annotation, molecular function: heme binding; monooxygenase activity; iron ion binding. The record is from RefSeq and is a predicted model, not a curated record. The transcript is spliced from 5 exons. Lineage: Eukaryota; Fungi; Ascomycota; Sordariomycetes; Glomerellales; Glomerellaceae.